Molecule: messenger RNA, 435 nt
Organism: Striga hermonthica
Lineage: Eukaryota; Viridiplantae; Streptophyta; Magnoliopsida; Lamiales; Orobanchaceae
Source: the annotation of a GenBank genome assembly
AUGUUCAUUGUUGACGACACGGGGAUCAUGCAAGUUCUUUGCUGGGACAAAGUAGCAAAUGAACUGAUUGGAAAGACAUGUGAAGAAGUUGUUCAAAAUGUGAUAAAGCAUGAAGAUGGGUCAGAUUUGCCAACUGAACUUUCGACUUUGAAGGACAAAGCACUUUUGUUCAAAGUUGGAAGAAAAAAGGAUCAAUUAAGGCCUUACAAUGGGGCAUUCACUGUUUCCAGAAUUACAGCUGAUCCAAUAUUAGUACACAGAUUUGGAGUUUUAGCAAAUGCUCCACAGGAAGGUGACUGUGAGCAAGGUGAGCUAAACAGCCCACUUAAGACAAGGAUUGAACCUGUCAAUGAUACCUACAAUAGCGAACCAAAGAGAAAGGUGUCUGAUGAAAGCAGCAAAGGAAAGAAGAAAAUAAAGAUUGAAGAAAUUUAA